This is a messenger RNA of Nezara viridula (southern green stink bug), 3847 nucleotides long. NCBI's taxonomy places the organism in Eukaryota, Metazoa, Arthropoda, Insecta, Hemiptera, Pentatomidae. The record is from the annotation of a GenBank genome assembly.
CUGAUGAAACAGUGCUUUAAUCAAAAAACAUUGUUUAAUGACAACUUCAAUUUGAUGAAUGAAAGCUUAGAGCCUCUUAUCAAAUACUAAAACUCUUCACUUUUCUUUAACACAGAGAUAACCACGAAACUACUGAUAACUAAGCAUAACUUAAGCAGCACUUCUUUAUCAAGCAUUUAAGAUAAAACUAAAUGAACUGAAACGAAGUCGCCUACUCCCCUAAACCUUUCCCACCAUCAACAUGGCAGUAGCAUUGAAGAUACCCGUAAACGAUUGGCAGGCUGUUAACCUAUCUUAACAGCGGUGGCGCCCUGAGGUUACCCACGAUAGUUGUUUUUCAAAUUAUUCCAAUUUGUCAUUGAGUUAAAUUAAGUAAUAAUGAGCGGGGUAAGAUUCACUCCGAUAAAUGAAGGUCUUGGCGAGCCAGAACAAGACGCCAAUUCAGCUUUAACUGAGUUAGAUAAAGGUUUAAGAUCAGGCAAGGUUGGGGAGCAGUGUGAAGCAAUUGUAAGAUUUCCAAGACUAUUUGAAAAGUAUCCUUUCCCAAUUUUGAUAAAUUCGUCCUUUCUCAAGCUUGCUGAUAUAUUCCGAGUUGGUAAUAACUUUCUUCGUCUUUGGGUUCUACGAGUUUGCCAGCAAAGUGAAAAACAUCUUGACAAAAUCUUGAAUGUGGAUGAAUUCAUCAGACGUGUGUUCAGUGUUAUUCAUUCCAAUGACCCAGUUGCAAGAGCUUUAACUUUACAAACUUUGGGUAGUGUAGCUGGUGUAAUACCUGAAAGACAGCAGGUUCAUCACAGCAUCAGACGGAGUUUGGAUUCCCAUGAUAGUGUUGAAGUAGAAGCUGCCAUCUAUGCUGCCAUGCAAUUUGCUGCUCAGUCAAAAUCUUUUGCUCUUGGUAUGUGUAAUAAAAUUUCUGAUAUGAUUCGAGGAUUAGCUACCCCUGCUCAUAUGAAAUUGCAACUCAUUCCCAUAUUACAACAUAUGCACCAUGAUACAUCCACUGCAGCUAUGGUCAGAACAGUAUGCACAGACUUGUUACCUAAAUAUCCUGCAAAAGACUUUGUGGUUACAACAUUAAAUACAUUGACCAAAUUGGCUGCUUCUACUCUGGUUGAUAUACCUAGUCAAGUAGAAUUGUUACUGGAAUAUCUGGUGAAAGACAAACGUUGGGCUGUUAAAAAAGCAUCUUUGACUGGUUUACAUCAAUUAGCCAAAGUGGGACCUCACUUAUGGCCGCAGACUUGUGUUACAAAGACAAUCCAUCUUGCAAGGAAUUCACAUCAUGAAGCAGUUAUAAGUCAUGCACUUGAUAUAUUCAUAAUUCUUACAAAAUCUCCAGUUAUCUGUCAAGAAUAUGUUGAUUCAGAUUCAGAACUGAUGAAACUUUGCCAGGAAACUUGUUAUUCUAGCAACUGGUUAAUCUCUGCCAAAUCUGUCAAAAUAUUAACAAACAUGGUUAAUUUUUGUUUUCAAGAGGGGUUGCCUAUUUCUGAUGUGGAAGAACACCUUAGCACUGUGGAGUCCUUGUUACUGUUACUUGUUACAUGCAACAAAGGAGACAUUGAGAAAUAUGUACUCACCUCUUGUCUACAAAGUGCUGUGACAUUAUGCAAGGUUCAUAAACCACUUGCUAACAGAUUUAUUGAACUCAUAGCAUCACAACUUGAAAAUGCUUCAGAAGAAUCAAGUUUGCUAUUAUGCCAAGCGUUAGGAGGAAUUGGAAGUUUAGAACCUGGAGUAUUAGAGCCUUAUUUGUGUGAUAUCACUAAAAAGAUUCAAGAAAUUUGCAUUUCUUCUAUGUGUGAUCACAUUUCAACGAAGGUAAUGUUGUGCACCAUAAUUUUUCAAACAAUACGUCCAUCAUAUUGGGAUGAGGAAUUACAGGCAUCUGUAGAUCUAGUUAUUGAAAAUUCUGACCUAUGGGCUAACUAUAAAGUUGCUCGAGCUGCAGCAAGAUAUGGUCACUUUAAAGUUUGUAAUAAUGUCAUAAAAAAGCUUCAGGGUAAAGUUUCUUCAGAACAUUUACAUUUUUGGCUAAUUGCUCUGCAGCAUAUCAGUAAUGCUGAAGCUUCAUUAAAAAGUGAAGGUUCACAAAUAGACCGAUUAGAAAACGCUAUUACUUAUUAUAAUGCUGGCAUCACAUCAUUGAGGGCUGGCAGCAGUCCUAUCAACAGCCUAUCUUUUCAAGCUGAAUAUUCUAGUUUGAGAUGUGAAUUACUGAACUGCUUUUCCCAAUUAGUUUCAUGUUGCAAUAGUAUUUGCUUUUCACCACCUCCAGCUAUAGCUGUUGCUAUAGUAACUGCUGCUAGAGAUGAACUUCAACGAUGUGGUCAUAUAACAAACCAGCUCCGUAAAUGUGCGAAAGAGUUCCGUGCUUGUGGAGAAUUAUACUGGAAGCUAUAUCAGUCAGCAUUUGAUGCUGAUCAAGGUUCACUUACAAAUCUCCAAGUUUUACAGCACAUGUGCAUGCUUAUGGCCCAUAGCAUUGAUUGUGUUGCUCUAGUCAAUUAUCAAGGCGAUGAGCCAUCUUUAGAUUCAUCGCUUCAAGAUUGUAAUCUGGAGACAACUAUUAUGCUGGAGGCCUGUAAAGAAGCUAGUAAAUUUAUACAGCCUAUGGAAUUACCAAAAACAAUAGUUCAUCAGGUGGUAAUAUCUGUUUUUUCUUUUUUUUUUUUUUUUUACGUUUAUGCACUAUUCAUCAGUAGAUUCUUUAUGAAAAAUAUGCACAUAGCGGUGUAAGAAGACAAUUCUACUUCCAUGAUAUUAUUACUGUUAUUGAUGGAGGAACUUUCCCAACAGUUGUGCCUAUUGUUCCUUUUUGCUGAUACCUGGCUGUUAAAUAGUGUAUUAAUGGGUAUUAACCAGGGAAAAGAUUUCUAAAUUCAAUCAUGGGACCUAAUUAUUUACUCACUCAGCUGUUGAUGAACCUAAACCAGGCACUAUAUGGCUCUCACUUCAAUGAACACAGUUGUCAUCUCCUCCCUUAAAUGUUUAACAAGGAAGUAAGGUGAUUCAAAGUUGUUAGAAGAUUUUUUAUUUAAUCCUUCUAGGAUCAUUCUUAGUAAACAAUGAGUAUUGUUUCGCUAAUCUUAUUUAAUUUAGCAAGCUUGAGUAAUGUGAUACUCAUAUAAGAUAUUAAAAUUUACUUCUCUGAUACUCAAUAUCAAGACUUUUUUUUUUUUAUUUUGCAUAUAGAGUGUAGACAACUUAUUGGAGCAAGUUGAAAUACUUAUCACCAGUACAUUUUGUAUGCCUAGAUAUUUCUUCCAAGUUCUGCAAUCAACAAGUGUUAAGUUGGCUGUUACUCCCCAACCACGAGCCAAUGGUGAAUAUAUAACUGUAACAAGUGGGCAACAGUUGGCUGUCAAAGUAGAAGGAGUGAUUCAGCAUGGUUGCAGGGCAGGGCUCUUCAGAUCUGUUGAGAGGGUUACUAUAACACUCACCACACAUCCAUCCCCACGCCUCAACUCAAAUGAAAAGAUAAACGAAAAUGGCCUCCUCCUAACUCAAACAGUUAUACCUCAUAGAGACUUCUUUUCAGCACAAUUCCUUGUAUCCCUUGGUUCUGGAAGUGUGCAGGCUACAGUCAAUGUUAGUGCAUCAGUUAUUGAUCAAACCGGCACUACUUGGCAAACUGGCCCUAAAUCAACACUUACCAUUAAACAGCUUGAAGAUCCUGCUGUUAGGACUCAUUAACUUUUUCUUUAUUUUGUGAUUAUGUAAAUGUGUAUAUAAAUAUUUAAAUUAAUUUUCAUCUCAAAUGAUGUUUUAUUGUUAUGAUUUUGUAAUUUUUUAAAUAAAACAAGUUGUACACUUAUGAUUAAAUUUGCUUUAUGAGAUAAAUGUA